Colletotrichum scovillei is the source of this 1575-nucleotide messenger RNA. RefSeq names its product primary-amine oxidase. Gene Ontology annotation, molecular function: quinone binding; copper ion binding; primary methylamine oxidase activity. Gene Ontology annotation, biological process: amine metabolic process. The coding region runs from base 1 to 1575 and encodes 524 amino acids. NCBI's taxonomy places the organism in Eukaryota, Fungi, Ascomycota, Sordariomycetes, Glomerellales, Glomerellaceae. The transcript has 3 exons. The record is from RefSeq and is a predicted model, not a curated record.
AUGGUCAAACACCCCCUUGAUCCCCUAUCUGUCAACGAAGUGCGACAAGCGUCCCGGGUCCUGUUGAGAGGACUGAGCCUACAGAGAGAUCAAAUCAGGUUCAAAGUAAUCGAUCUCGCCGAGCCUUCAAAAGAUGAGACCUUGGUUCACCUACUGGAGCGCGGCCCUGUGCCCGAUCGCAGAGCUAGGAUCUACUAUCAACAGAAGCGAAAGGAAUUUAUGAGCAGAGGAAUCAUCAACAUAACCAGCGGAAUUCUCGAGAAGACGGACGACCUUCCUGACGCCCAGGGGCCAGUGGACUGGGUCGAAUACGACCUCGUUACCACCGCUUGCAACAACCAUCCAGAUGUCUUGGCCGAGGUCGCUAAGCUAAAAGUGCCCAAGGGAGCACGAGUUCUCAAUGACCCUUGGGCUUACGGAACUGACGAUGCCGAAGAGAGACGCCGUCUCUUCCAAUGUUACAUGUAUCUUGCCCUCAACGAUGACGACGAGGCCAACCACUAUUCCAUUCCACUCCCUCUUGCUCCUAUCUUCGACGCUCAAACUCUUGAGCUAGUUGAGCUGCAAAAGCUUCCUUUGGGGAUCGAUGAUGGGAUCGACGAUGAAACACAACCCUGGAUGCCUGUCGAUCCAGUUGAGUACAGCGCAAACAUUCUCGGACCCGACGCAUUUAGAAAAGACCUGAAGCCAUUACAAGUCGCCCAACCAGAAGGGCCUUCAUUUGACAUCAGCAAUCGUACGGUAUCAUGGCAGAAAUGGCAAUUCCAACUGGGAUGGUCUCUACGUGAAGGCCCAGUUCUGCACGACGUACGUUACGAAGACCGGCCUCUGUUUUACCGGGUAUCGAUGAGUGAGAUGACGGUACCUUAUGGCGAUCCCCGAACACCUUACCACCGGAAGCAAGCGUUCGACCUCGGCGACUCCGGCUUCGGUCUCACUUCCAAUAGCUUGUCUCUUGGCUGUGACUGUUUAGGCCACAUUGCCUACUUCCAUGGCGUUCGGGUUUCAGCAACAGGAGAACCUGUUGUUAUGCCGAACGUUGUCUGCAUGCACGAGAUCGAUGAUGGAAUUGGCUGGAAACACACGAACUUUCGCAACAUGAAGUCUUCUGUAGUCCGGGACCGAAAGCUCGUUGUCCAGUGCACUUCCACUGUAGCCAACUACGAAUACAUCUUGGCAUAUGUUCUGGAUCAAGCCGCGAAUAUUCACAUCGAGGUGCGAGCAACUGGAAUUGUCUCCACUAUGCCAAUCCGUCCCGAACUCAAGACGUCGCCUUGGGGGACAGUUGUGGCACCCGGAGUCUUGGCUGUCAACCAUCAGCAUCUUUUUUGUGUCCGAAUAGACCCCAUCCUUGAUGGGGCACGAAAGAACACAAUUGUUUACGAGGACUGUAUCCCUGUACGAGACGAUCCAGAGCUCGACCCCUACGGAUGUGCGUUCCGACUUGAUACCACACCUAUUGUUUCACCAGGUGGUUACGAUCUCGAUUUAACAAAAGCUCGCACAGUGCCUGAUAAUUGGGAAAUGAAGCACCGACCGAAUCAAUUGAACAUGUUGCAAAUUACUGCUCGAUGA